GGACACCCUGGAUGGGGUGCAAACCAAUCGCAAGGCACAGUCGUACACCCAUUCCCACCCUGCGGACAAUUUUGAAAUACCAGUCAGGCUACAAUGCAUGUCUUUGGAUUGGCGGAGGAAACUGGUGUACCCAGAGGAAAUCCCUGAAGCACGGGGAGAGCAUGCAAGCUCUGCGCACUUGGGGCAGAGGCGGCAUUCAAGCCCCCGACCCCGGAGGUGUAAGACAACCGUGCUAACCACUGAGCCACCGUGCCCACCCGCUUUAUUAGAAUGAUUAGCCUUAUUGUUUAUAUUGUAGUCGCCAGUGAUGAACGCUUAGAUGGCAGAAUACAUGCCUUAGUAUUAAUCAUUUGCUUGUGUUGUAUUUUUUUCUUUUUCUCAAAUUUGUUAUUACUUUUGCCAAAAUAGCGUCCAUUUUAUUCUUCCGAAUUGAGCGCGCGCCAUUUACGACUCUCUUUUAGCCCUCUGUAGUCGUAAAUAAACGUCCGCGAUACAUUACGUUUCCGUAAUUUUGAUACUUUCCUCAUUUAAACCCGGUCACAUCGUUUAUCAGUCGGGUUUGUAGGGGUGUGGCAAAGAAUGAGUGAACUUUUAGGGUUGCCAAAUAAUUGCAUGGAGCUUGUCAAAUAAACAUCUUGAAUACAGUUUGAGUUCUCAUCCAGCGUAUAAGUAGAGGUGCGUCUGGAGGGAUUAAAUGAACCCCACCUGGCAACCUGGAUAACUUCUGCCUCUAGUCAUAGAAUGAAAUCGCUCUACCUGGCUGCAUUUACGCAAACGCACCAAAGAAGCAGCACGCUUUCCCAUUUGGAAGCUUACUCUUCUUUUUUCCCCUCCAGCAUUUUAAUCACCACUAAAGGGAAACUCACAAUGACUGGCCAUAAAUGGGGUUACGGUGAAGAGGAUGGUCCAUCUGCAUGGCACAAAUCGUACCCCAUCGCUCAAGGUGCCCGCCAGUCCCCAAUUAACAUCGUACCUGAGGAGGCAGUUUAUGACAGCCGUCUGCCAGCCAUCUCACUCAGCUAUGACAACUGCACUUCUCUUACUAUAUCCAACAACGGGCACUCUGUGGUGGUGGAGUUUGAGGAUAUGGAUGAUAGAUCAGUGAUCCAAGGAGGCCCACUUGAAAAUGCAUACCGACUCAAACAGUUCCACUUCCACUGGGGAGGAAAAAACUGUGAUGGCUCUGAACACACUGUCCGUGGGAAGACCUACGUGUCUGAGCUACAUCUGGUGCAUUGGAAUGCUGUGCGCUAUCGUACAUUUGGUGAAGCUGCUGCAGCUCCUGAUGGCUUGGCUGUGCUGGGCAUCUUUAUGGAGAAAGGCGAUGAACACGCAGAUCUACACACUAUAACUGAUGCCUUGUACAUGGUCAAAUUCAAGGGAAGCAUCGCAAAUUUCAAAGGUUUCAACCCAAAGUGCCUCCUACCUCCUAGUCUAAGGUUUUGGACCUACCCCGGCUCUUUGACCACUCCUCCACUGUAUGAAAGUGUCAUAUGGAUUGUUCUGGCUGAACCUAUUAGAGUCUCGGAUAAGCAGAUGGGAAAGUUCAGGAUGUUACUCUUUAAUGCUGAAGAGGAGGAACAGACGAAACGCAUGGAGAACAACUUCCGCCCUCCACAGCCCCUGAAGGGCAGGACAGUCCGUGCCUCCUUUAAGUAGCCGACCAGUCACCAUACUAACACUGAAAUGUUUUAGCAUCAUCUUUCUGCAGCUUGGAAGUCUAGACACUGUUUUUCUUUAACUAAAGUCAGGUACAUUCUGAGACUCAGUAAUAAGAUGAACCCAACCCCAAUAAGCACUAUGAAAAGCAUUACUUGUUGUGUAGGUGUAUAUGUCGCAUUGUAGCCUGCCAAGAAACAUAAAUCAUGUCUUGAAAUUGAGGUGAUUAGAUCUGAGCUGAAGAUGCAAAAAUACUACCAUGUGUUAUGUUUCUUUUUUCCACUGUGGUUUUACUUUUCUAUCAAACAGAUGAAUCAUAAAACAGUAGAGGCAUGGAGUGCUUCCUAAAGCACACCAAGUGCCUGAGCUGUUUUACAGAUCUUCUAUAAUCCAUCAUGAUCCACUCUCAGGUGUGUGCAGUGACUCAGAGGUCACAUGACCUGGGACAAGCCUUCUGUUUUCCCACAUCAUUUGGUUAGUAACCAGCCUCUGGCAAACCACAUUUAAACUCUUCACCGCUUAUUUUCUGCGCAAAAUUUUGGAACUUAUUACGAAAUACUCCAGAGAUUUCGGGUGAUGUAAUCUAACAAAAUAUUCCAAUGCUUGUUACAGUAAAGCUAGUGAUGUUUUCACUGUACAGCGCUCGCUUUCUUCUUGCGAGUCUCGCUGCUGAUGGUUCGUAAUGUCCCAUAUUGACAUGGUUUUAACCCCACUGAUUAGCAAGGCAUAGCUAGUAAAAUUAGUAGAAUAUUUCUCAUCCAAAUAUUAGCUUUCUUUUAAAAGUGGCAUUAUUAAAAUUGUUGAUUCCAUCGGGUGUGUGAGGUCUUACUUCUCCAGAGCAUUAAAGCUUGACAGAAUUAGCAAGGCACUGUUUAUAGCAUGACAUUGGUCCACUGACACUGACAUUUAAAAAAAAAAUCAGCCUUUCCCCCUUGACAUAAUAACAAUUUAAAGUCUGUUUUGCAGGAGUGCUGGUAUUACUCAUGCUGCUAAUGUAUUUAUGUGUGGGGUUCUUUGAAAUGCAGACAAGCUAAUUAAUAUGGUUUAAAAUCUACAGAAACCUGGAAUGCCUUCAAAAGCGUUGAUUGAAUUUGCGUCAGUGAUGAACGCUGCUGCAGUUAUUUAACCCGUUCUUGACAAUGAUCUCUGGGGCUGCUUCAACAUGGUUACAGUUUAUACUGAAUUAGUGCUAUUAUAGCUUAUUGUAUGGUGUGUAAUUGAUGAUUAAAAAGUCACUCAAUUUCCUGAAUAGAGAAAGGCUUCAUUUUACCAAAGGAUAUGUGGGCAUUAUUAUAAGAGAGUUAUGGCAGCUUUGUGUUCUUUAUUUAGUUUUCUUAAGUUUUCUUAAUUUAGACAAACUUGCGGUCUUUAAUUUAGAAAGAAUAUGCUUACUUGCACCAGGCUUACAGGUUUAUAUAUAGUUUGUCAUGUAUUUGUGUAGUCAUAAUAUGGUUUACAAACAGCUAUCAAAUAAUUAAAAUGCCUCUUAGGAUUAGUAGAAUAUUUUGUGCUUGAAAUUGUCUAUUUGUUGUCAUUAUUUUUUUUAAUUCAAAAUAUAAGAAUAUCAUGGUUAUGUGAAUUACAAUAAAAUUAACAAAUUACAUUUUCACUGUUUUUUCCCCCCCUUCUUUUCUAUUUUACUCCUAAACCAUCAGUUGAUUAGGAGAGAUGCUUCUCUGACUUUAGUUACUUAUUCAUGUUAUGGUUAUCUAAGACGAGUGUUGAAGUUUCACUGAGGAUCUCCUUGGGUCCAGUUACCCAAAACCCUCGAACCUCGAUUACAUUUUCACAGUAAGAGACUGUUAAAGUAAUUGUGUUCAGGUUUUGUAGUAUGAUACUUUUGGGAAUCU
This is a messenger RNA of Ictalurus furcatus (blue catfish), 3509 nucleotides long. It is a transcript of the gene ca7, whose product is annotated as carbonic anhydrase VII. Lineage: Eukaryota; Metazoa; Chordata; Actinopteri; Siluriformes; Ictaluridae. The transcript has 7 exons. Gene Ontology annotation, cellular component: cytoplasm. The coding region runs from base 742 to 1659 and encodes 305 amino acids. Gene Ontology annotation, molecular function: zinc ion binding; carbonate dehydratase activity. Gene Ontology annotation, biological process: regulation of intracellular pH. The record is from RefSeq and is a predicted model, not a curated record.